Molecule: messenger RNA, 1752 nt
Organism: Stegastes partitus (bicolor damselfish)
Lineage: Eukaryota; Metazoa; Chordata; Actinopteri; Pomacentridae
Gene: ssc4d
Product: scavenger receptor cysteine-rich domain-containing group B protein
Exons: 11
Coding region: 1-1752 (583 amino acids)
Cellular component (GO): membrane
Source: RefSeq, a predicted model, not a curated record
AUGGUCAGUCAGGCAGCCAUGCGAGGCCAGCGUGUGGUGGAGAGCGUGUGCAGGUGCUGGAACCCGGCCGUCUGGCUCCUGGUGUCCCUGCUGGGAUCCCUCGUCCUGGUGGCCGUCAGCGCUCUGCUGCGACUCGGAGACAUGAAAGUAAGCAGACGAGCUGUAUCCACCAAUGGCGAGCAGAGCCCAGCGACGACGCUGUAUCAAGUACGACUGGUGAAUGGGCGUAACAGGUGUGAGGGCAGAGUGGAGGUGCGCUACAACGACUCAUGGGGCACAGUGUGCGACGACGACUGGGACAUGGUGGACGCCAACGUGGUUUGUCAGCAGCUGGAGUGCGGCAUGGCCGCAGCAAUGGGAACCAGCUCUUCAUUUGGACAAGGCACAGGGCCCAUCAUGUUGGACAAUGUGGACUGCAGAGGAAACGAAACAAACCUCAGCCAAUGCAGGAGUCAGGGCUGGGGCAUCCACAACUGUUACCACUAUGAGGAUGUGGGUGUUACCUGCAAAGACAAGGCGGCGGUGGGGUCUAGAGGCUUUGAGGAUCGCACCACUCCACCCCGGGAGAGCACUGGUUUACGAGAUGGUGCCAUCCGCCUGACGAACGGACAGGACAGCUGCCAGGGCCGGGUCGAGAUCCACUACCAUGGAAAAUGGGGGACAGUGUGUGAUGAUGACUGGAACCUCAGUAAUGCCUGGGUGGUGUGCCAGCAGCUCGGUUGCGGCAGCGCCAUGCAAGCGCACACCAACUCCUACUUUGGCUACGGUACCGGCUUGAUUCUCCUGGACAAUGUCCACUGCUACGGCAGUGAACCGGACCUGACGAAAUGCAAAAGCCUGGGCUGGGGCAAACACAACUGUGGCCACCAUGAGGACGCUGGGGUCACCUGCUCCGGGUCCACUACUGCACCACCUUUAACAACGGAAAACCAGAGAGGGUCCCUGGGAACAGCAAACACUCAAGUUCCAGUCACGGAGUCAACAAGUACAACAACAACGACAACAACAACAACUAUUGCCACGACUGCCCAGACAAAAAACAAACCGUCUAUUCGUGUGAUGAAUGGGAACAGUAGCUGCCAGGGUCGUGUGGAGGUUCUCUACAAAAAUGUUUGGGGGACGGUGUGUGACGAUGACUGGAACAUGCCCAAUGCAGUAGUGGUGUGUCAGCAGCUUGGCUGUGGCCCGGCAAUUGCAGCCAAGAACCAGGCCUAUUUCGGCUACGGUUCGGGUCCGAUCCUGCUGGAUAAUGUGGAAUGUAGCGGUGAAGAAGCUGAGCUGUCCAGCUGCUUCCAUCUGGGCUGGGGUCAGCACAACUGUGGCCAUCAUGAAGACGCGGGAGUUAUCUGUCUACCCUAUGAAUUCAAAUUUGCCAACACGCGUGACUUUGGAGUAACAGAAACAGCCCCCACUACCACCCCACCACCCUCCGAUGGAAUGGUGAGAUUGGUGGAUGGUCAGCACCAAUGUGAGGGUCGAGUGGAGAUGUACCUAAACUCUGAAUGGGGCACAGUGUGCGACGACGCCUGGGACCUGCCUGACGCCCAGGUCGUGUGUCGGCAAGUGGGCUGCGGAGAUGCCACGGUGGCUCGGCUAGAAGCGUUCUUCGGGCCCGGCACGGGAAUGAUCCAUCUGGAUAAUCUCAAGUGCAAUGGUGCUGAAGCCUCCCUGCAGGAUUGCUCCCAUAUAUCCUGGAAUGUGCACAACUGUGACCACUUUGAAGAUGCUGGCGUCACCUGCUCACUGUCAUGA